CUUAAGACAAUUAAUAAUCUGCAGAAAUGUCCCGAUUAAUCGGAAUAUUCACCCUCUUCUUGGCCGUCAUCGCCUCAACAAUCCUGGCCAACGAGCUCGAAAAGCAUUGCAGCAAAAUUUCGUGCCGGAUUUACACCGACAAGUACUGCACCAAACCGCUGAAAACUGGCUCCUACUGCUGGUGCCAAAGCUUGCAGCGCUCGAUAGUAAAACGGCUGAUGACCUGCCCGGCGGGCCAGGUAUUCAAUGGGAACUCGGAAAAAUGCGAAAAGGAUAGUCCAGGGGCGAGGUCCUUCUGUGAAACUUGUGGCGACAAGUGCAAAUUUUACUGAGGUUUUUCGUUUAAAAAGAAAAUAAUCAAUAAAAUUGUUUUUUAUUUUAUAUUUGUUACCGUAACGCUUACUGAGGGCAUAUCAGAACCCAGAGGCGACGCGUGGCCAAAAUGUUGACCUGUUCAAAAAAUCUGUUUAGCAAUUUUUAUGUUUUUAGCUCAAUUUUAUUAUACAUAAUAAAGAGAAAUUAGAAGAUGUUA
Messenger RNA from Culex pipiens pallens (northern house mosquito), 532 nucleotides. RefSeq lists its product as uncharacterized. The record is from RefSeq and is a predicted model, not a curated record. NCBI's taxonomy places the organism in Eukaryota, Metazoa, Arthropoda, Insecta, Diptera, Culicidae. The transcript is spliced from 2 exons. Bases 27 to 332 code for a protein of 101 amino acids.